Messenger RNA from Anopheles cruzii, 1786 nucleotides. RefSeq names its product G protein-activated inward rectifier potassium channel 3-like. The transcript is spliced from 4 exons. NCBI's taxonomy places the organism in Eukaryota, Metazoa, Arthropoda, Insecta, Diptera, Culicidae. Gene Ontology annotation, biological process: potassium ion import across plasma membrane; regulation of monoatomic ion transmembrane transport. Gene Ontology annotation, molecular function: inward rectifier potassium channel activity. The coding region runs from base 22 to 1665 and encodes 547 amino acids. Gene Ontology annotation, cellular component: plasma membrane. The record is from RefSeq and is a predicted model, not a curated record.
CCCAAGUGGCCAAGUGAAACAAUGUACGAACCCGAUACCCGUCAGGAUACGGUGGCGAAAGUGGAGCUGCGGUCUGCGCUGAAACUGGGGCCAUUCGAGGGGCCCGGUUUGACGCCACUCACGCCUCACUCGCCGGGCGGUUACAGCGACUACUAUGGCUACUCGUCGCCCGUUACACCCGUCACGCCCAACACGCCGUUGGUGUGCUACCCGAUGAAAAAUCGUACCCUGCGGCCAGGAGUGAAUCGGAAGUACCGGAAGCGGGCCAUCCUGAAGAAUGGCGACUGUAACGUGGUGCUGUCGCGACCCCCGAGGCAACAUUUGCGCUUCCUGCAGGACAUCUUUACGACGCUUGUGGACGCACAGUGGCGCUGGACGUUGCUCGUGUUUGCGUUCAGCUUUAUCGGGUCGUGGCUGUUUUUCGCCGUCAUCUGGUGGCUGAUUGCCUACACACACGGCGACCUUGAGGAGCUCCACUUGCCCGAUAACCAAUCCGAAAUCGGAUGGAUCCCGUGUGUGUACAACAUCUAUUCGUUCACGUCCGCGUUUCUGUUCUCGAUCGAAACGCAGCACACGAUCGGGUACGGUGUGCGGACAACUACCGAGGAGUGUCCGGAGGCCAUCUUCGUAAUGUGCUUCCAGUCAAUCUACGGACUGAUGAUCCAGGCGUUCAUGGUGGGCAUUGUUUUCGCUAAGAUGACCCGGCCAAAGCAACGCAGCCAGACGCUCCUUUUCUCGAAAAACGCCGUUGUGUGCCAGCGGGACGGUGAACUGUGCCUUAUGUUCCGGGUGGGCGAUAUGCGCAAGAGCCACAUUAUCGGUGCAUGCGUCCGGGCGCAGCUGAUACGAACGAAAACGACACGCGAGGGGGAAGCGAUGGCCCAGUACCAGCACGAGCUGGAUGUCGGAUCGGACGGGUGCUCGUCGGAUCUGUUCUUCAUCUGGCCCCAGAUCGUGGUGCACCGGAUAGACAAGAACUCGGCACUGUACAACCUGUCGGCAUCGGACAUGUUGCGCGAACGGUUCGAGAUCGUCGUCAUCCUGGAAGGUACGGUCCAGUCGACCGGCCAAUCGACGCAGGUCCGCUCGAGCUACGUCAACACGGAGAUCCUGUGGGGCCACCGGUUCGAGCCGGUCGUCUGCUACAACAAGGAGCAGCAGGGUUACGAGAUCAACUACAGCAAGUUUGAUACGACGCUCCAGGUCGACACACCGCUCUGUUCGGCGCGCGAACUGGCCGAGUUCUAUCAGGCACAGGACGAUCCGUACCACCGGUCGCCGGUCACCGAUCCCGGUGAUACUGAGUCGAUGAAAACGGUGCUCGAACGGCGCUGGAAGCAGCAUUAUAGUACGCUGGUGGAAACGCUGAGUCAGUACAACUUGACGACGAACGACGCCCAUCACGACGGCAUCAACACGGCGCACCUCUAUCCAACGCGUUACCUCACAAUACAGGGCGUCCCGAGGCGCCGCAAGUCAUACGUGGCACUGCAGGCCAAUCUGUGGAAUCUGUUCGAUCGGCCACCGGCCGCGAACCCGAGGCCGGCCGCGGAAGACGAUCCGCUGGUGGCCAGUGUGACCGUAACGAAUAUCAACGAAAAGUGUCCCGGCGAUUCGGACGACACGACUCGACUGGCGGGCAAAGAUCUGGUGGUGAUCGUUUGAUCGCUCAAGUUAUCUGUUAAGUUUUGAGCUGCUGACCGUGUGGCGGCCAGUUUUGUGCGAACUAGCAAGUGUUUGUUGUUGUCUUCUAGCAGUGAAGUGAAUAAAGCUAAGGAUACUUUGA